Molecule: messenger RNA, 966 nt
Organism: Cryptosporidium ubiquitum
Lineage: Eukaryota; Apicomplexa; Conoidasida; Eucoccidiorida; Cryptosporidiidae
Exons: 1
Coding region: 1-966 (321 amino acids)
Source: RefSeq, a predicted model, not a curated record
AUGAACAGAGAUGAGUUGGUAUUAAAAAGGGUUAUUAAAAAGAAUAAUGCCAAUGAAAAGGCUCUUCAGAAAAUAGAUGGAAAUGUUUUGGAGAGAUUAAAAAGAGCAACUGAAUUGGAGAAUCCCUAUAAGAUAAGAAUAGAUAAAAGAAGGGAGCUUGAUCAGGCUAAGUAUGAAAACAGCUUAAAAGAGAUUAUUCGCCAAGAUUAUUAUCCAGAUCUUGAAUACAUGAACAGGAACAAAAAUGAUCAUGAUAGUAUUAAGACAAUUAUUAAUAAUCCCCCAGGUACUUUAAAUAUGAAUGAUUUUAAUAGUUUUGGUAAUCAUGAUAAUAAUACUAAAUCAUUAACAUACAAAAAGUUACCGAAUGUCACAGAGUUCCAGUCUAAAUAUACCCAUAAGAGUCAUUUAGCUCUCUUAGAUUUAACUAAUGAAGACCAAAUAAAGAGGAGAGAAAAGGAAAGUUGGAUAGAAGAGCAAAGUUUUAAACAUAAUCUUAAAAGAGAAAUUAAUAUUAUUAAAAUGCAAGAGAAAAGUUCUGGUGAUCUUAAUCAAUUUGAUGAGAAAUCUCUUAUUUUGAAUAAAAGUCAGUCCAGAAACAAUUUCAUGUUUCCAAACUAUAGUCAUCAUCAAGUAAAUAAAGAAAUUAGUACUCUUGAUAAUAGAGAAAAGCUUAUUAAUCCUCGAAAUACAAGAUAUAAUUAUAUGGAUGACUUUGAGAAAGAUGAAAGGAUGCUAAUUCUUAGAGAAAUACAAAGUAAAACAAAAGAAGUUACUAAGACUCAAAGUUCGGGUUUUCUAUUUCCUGACAAGAAAAAGGCUUCUAGUAAUUUGCUUAUGAAGUCUCCUCUAAUCAAAAAUGCUCUUAGAAGAUCACAGAAAAGCGGUAUACUAUUUGAUCACCAACUAAGAGAUUCAUAUUCUUACAAGGGAAAAAGUAAACAGAGCCUUUCAAGAUUUACUUAA